Molecule: messenger RNA, 4597 nt
Organism: Plutella xylostella (diamondback moth)
Lineage: Eukaryota; Metazoa; Arthropoda; Insecta; Lepidoptera; Plutellidae
Source: RefSeq, a predicted model, not a curated record
UUUUAGCGCUCUCAAACUGACAGAUGUCAAACCCACGUUACAAAAUUAAAAAAACAACCUCAACAUCAACAAAAACUUGAGGUUAUGUUCACGAAGUUUAAGAAUUAAAAUGUCUGAAAACCCUAUAAACGUUCUCAAACGUAAACUAAAAGACGAGACUCUCGCUUUGCCGAAGCGUUUAAAGCUAGCCAAGAAUGUAGUUUUAACACACUACUUCCCGCUGGUGCCCAAGGAGAGGGCUAUAGGAGAAUGGUUACUUGAAGUUUCAUCUGAAAACAAACUUAGUGGUGAUGAGUUUGGAAAUGUUCUGGGCUGGGUGGACACCGCCGAUCACAUCAGCGAGGAACUCAAGACGAAAUUGAUCCUUCUGACCGCACAGUAUGUCGAAAAUCAUCCUUUAACUGAAAAAGAUGUUCAACACAUUCUGACAUUCAUAGAAAAUGAUAAAAUCUCGCCCCAGCUGGAUUCACAUAUAAAUGAAUUUUGCUUUCUAACAAAGUCACUGCUAAAACUAUUUAAAAAUGAAGAAACUAAAUCAAAUACUGAAUUAGCAAAGAGAGUCCUCACUAGACUCACAAAGUACUACAAAGACUCAAGGAAGAAGCUUGAAUUGAUAACCAAAAUUUUGGAAAAAGAUAAUAUAGAAACUAUUCUUGAUUACAUAGACACAGAAAACAAAAAUGAUGUGCAUAAUGUUUGUCAAAGCAUCCUGUUUCCAAAUAGCAAAAAGUCUUUCUUUACUGUAUUUUUACGAACAGUGCUCCAAAAAGAAGGUGUCAACGAACUUAUAGAGGAGAAAGGGGACAGUAUUCAGGGUAUACUAAAAGUCAUGACGGCAUUCUACACAUUCCCAAAUGGAAGGACAACAAAUGACCUGACUUUCCUGGAAAAGUAUAUAAGAAUUUUCGUACAAAGCUUCAAAGAUGAUAGUCAACUGGUGUUCUUAUUCUAUGUAAUGGCAGCCGACUGUUUAGGUUUUGAGCAAAACUAUUUGAGGCCAACUACUAAAAUGCCCACCAUAGUAUUUGAAGGCAAUGCUGAGAAAAUCAAAAGAAAUAUGUUGCUGCACAUGUUAAAAGUUAUACUGGAAAAUGAAAUUGAUGUUACGGUAAAACUGACGUACAUUGCUGGUGGCACCAAAAUGCAUAUAAAGAAGACCUUUGCAACAUUUCUACAAUCACUGAUGAUGGGGCAGUUGAAAUUGGAAGGCAAAAUCGAUAAAACAACCUUGGAAAUUAUUAAAACCGUAUUAAAAUUGGACCCCAUGUUGAUUGAGCAGAAGUUAGAUGUCAUUCUACCGCCUCUUAUGGUGGCGAAAAAAACGAACUUACAAAUACAAGAAUCAUACUCAAAAACAUUGAAUUUGUUGAUGCAAAUACUUUUUAAAUUAAGCAGAGGGACAACAUUUGUGGGCAAAAUUUUACCCCAUAUUAAGUCUUUAUUGGAAGCUGGCAACACAGAGCAAUUAGAACUGAAGAAAAAAGUAUUGGAGUGUAUUGAAAAUGGAACUGAUGCUCAGAAGAUUGAACUUAAAAUAUUGAAUGGAUUUGAUGUGUUUCCUAAAGAGAGUUUGCAAAUGUAUGGGAAAUUGGCAUCAACCCUGUUAUUUAGACAGAGUAGUGAUCUGUUUGGAACUCUCUGCAAUCAUUUCGAGGAAUACUGCUUGGCCAUGUUGCAAGAAGAUGUUGGACCAUCAACUACGACACUGGCAGAAGUACUGUCCUCCAUUUUGUGUGUUUAUUUUGAAAGCAACAAAAUGGCGGACCACACAGUGCCGGCGGCGACUGCUGAGGAGUUUUGGAUGAGUUUUGAAAACUUUGAGAAGGAUGUUUUGAAGAAAUUCGGUAAAUGCCUGCUGAAAGUGGAUUAUAAUGCCCAACUAACGCGCUCCUACCUCAAUCUAUGCAAAAGCUACGCGCAACUAAAACUGUUGAACAUUCACAACAGCCAUGUCAAAGUCACUGCUCUGAAACUGCCGGAGAAUGCCGAAGUAUAUGACUUUAAUUUCUUACUUCCAUGUUUGAGUGGGGAGCAGUGGACUGCGUUGGCCUCUAGGGUAGAAGAUGAAGAGACUAAGGUCGCUUUGGACAAACUCCUACUUGUAAAAAUCACAGCGGCUGAGUUGAUAACAACUCUCAACAACGGCGGAGAAGCUUCCGAAGUCAUCACUGAAAGUAAAACACAAGUUGUCAAAAGUCUACCAUCGAAUAUACAAGAAUUAGCACAAGAUAAUUUUAUAGCCAGAGCCAUCUUCACAAAUCUCAACUCUCAUCAGUUAAAACAAACAGCUAAGACGAUUAUCAAAGCAUUGUUGGCAAAUUCGGAAGAAGUGUGUCUGGAAAAUCCAGCCAUUUCAAACCAUAGAGAGCUGUUAAAUGCACUAGUAAUGGAAUGUCUCAAACAUCUGGCAAAGACCAUAGAAACGGCUGAAGUUAGCCCGUUAUUAAGUAAAGCCAUCGGCAAAAACAGUUUUGAAUUAACAAACUUUUUGAGUGAAAUUAAAAAUCCGCCAGAGUAUUUUGAAAAGAUGGCGAUCAAGAGGGAAUUUGAUAGUAGUGUUGCCAGCUACAUAGAUAUUUUAAAACAGUUGCAAAUACAAAACUUGGAUGAAAACUGUCAGUUGUCAGCCAUAUUUGUUUUACUGGCAUUGAAAAAGUCAGCUGACUCCAAAAAGCUCCAGAAAAGUAUUGACCAUCUGUUGGUAUCGAUAUUUGAGCUUUCUUCCAAGUAUCCAGAUGUUUACAAGCUGUUUCCUAUAGACUACAUUUUCGAUUUCGAAAAUCAAGAUUUCAUCAACUUGCUAACAUUGAAAAUCAAGAAUGUAAAUCCACUAUUUAUCGUCAAAUGUUUGUUGGAGUCUGCAGUAAAAAAAGUUAAGACGGACAGCGCAACAGUCAAAGUACUCGUAAAAAUAUUGAUGACAAACCAAAAAGUCAAAAAGGAAACAUUAAACAUCGAAUAUUUUACAGAAAAAGUAUUUCAGAUCACUUGCUUGACUCUGCCAAUUAUUGCCAAAGAGAAACGGGCCAUAACCACCAGUGCUUACAGAUCAAUUUUGGCUGAACUCCAAGAGGACUUACACAAAGCGCUACUGAAAUGCCUCAAACGAAUCAAUUUUAAUAUUGAACUGGGGAAAAUCGGCGAUAAGUCAGGCAACACUGACGACGGUGGGGUAAUUACAGAAAGUAACCUGGCAACAUUGAAUGCUAUGGAAGCAUUUUCUCUGACUCUUUCUAAAUAUUGUGAGACGACAAAUGCAGAUGAAAUACAGAAUCUAGAAUGUCUAUGGACUGGAUUGGAGUAUUUAGUUCAAAGUGCUAUAACCUUCAUUCGAACGCCGGCGGCCAAGACCGAGCAUGUCGAGCUCUCAGUGCAACUACUCAACGUUGUAUUGCGAAACUCGAAGAAACUAGAAACCCACAAUAUAUUCCAAGAAAAAGACAAAACAUUGAUACAAAUAUGGAAAAGUAUUAAAGACAGAUUGUUGCUCUUGUUUGAAUGUCAAGGAAAGAAUAAGGAGGGUGCCCUGGAAGAGAUUUCUUUGACCGUUAAGUUGCUGUGCGAGCUGCUUUCAGUUGAUGGAUUCGUUGGGAAUGUGGUCAAUGAUCUGUUUACUUUGUCUAUUUUGAAGACUCCAAAAGGCAAGCUGGACGAAUCCAGUUACAAUACUCUAACAACAUCCCAUCAAGCGUUGAAAUACCUUCUCUCAUCGUGCCUAAAGUCAAAUAUCGUCGAACGAAAAUGUGUUGCCAUAUCAAAAACAUUUUACCGCAUUUGUGAGAAUGUUUGCCAGUUCGUUAAUGAAAACUACGAGUCGGUGGAUAUUAAAAAUGAUUUAAACGAUGAUGAAGAAGAUGAAGAAGAAAAUACUGUUACCGUAGUGAAAGUAGAUGAUGGGUUUUGUAAAAUCUUCAAGUUGGAUCUUGAUUCGCUGUGUGAUGUUAUUACUGCUGCUAAGAAGAUCCCUCUCGACUACAAAUUCAUAGACUCCAUAUUCGAGUGCCUGGCCAUGGCGCAACUGAUGAUGGGCGCUAAGACCAGCCUGGUGAAGUGCGAAGUCUCUUGGCAAGCGUACUUUGAGCUUUCGGAGGGUGUUGUCGCGGUGCUGAACACGUUUCUACAGAACCGGGAGGAGCUUUUAGAAGACAGAUGGCCAUGCUACCUGCACUGUUACAGGGAGCUCGUAGCGAGUGCCUGUGAAAGGGCAUCCGAUACCACCUUGGAGAGGAGUAUAGAGGAGAGACUUGCAAGAACCGGACAUUCAAUAGAGAAAUUAACACAAGCUAUUGUGAAGCGUAAGAUGCACAUAUCUCGCCUAGCCGCUUACACCGUCGGCGAUGUCUGUGCCAGCAUCGAAAUAAAUGGACCUCCGAAACAGCUGCGGCAGCAUCUGGAAAAUUCUGUAGCUCUGUUGAUCCAAGCAUCUGAUUCUACACAUACUAUGACGUUCCUUCGGCGCGAGUUGGCCGGCCAACCUGGUCAGGUCACUUUGACUAACAUGUAUUCGAAUUAUAAGAAAUAUCAUAAGUAUACUGGUAAUGCUUAAAUGUUAUAAAUUAUAUUUUAAGUUUUGUGCUAAUAAAACAUGUUCUUUUUA